GGAAGACCCAGUGGUGAGUGUAAAGAGUGAGAAGAGGCGGGACGGGGGAGGGCCGGGGUUUAUCUCGAUCUCAUUUAAUGCUGCCGCUCCCUGGUGUUAGUCUCAAGCAGCAGACCAGCAAGAAGUGCGAUAAGAUCAGUGAAUGAGACUUCAGAGAAUUGGGCCUCUUGUGCAUCUGUUGCUCCCUAAAAUUAGAUUCAUCAUGAGCCGCUCCAUCAGCACAGGAACCUUCCAAAACACUCUCCCUCUCAACUACCGUGGGGGGAGUAGGACACAGCCUGUAGACACCGUAGGACAGGAACAGGCCUAUGAGCCGUCUACAGGUCGGGUGAUUGCGACAUUCGCCUGCUCAGGAGAAAAGGAGGUGGAUCAGGCCAUUCAAAGUGCAAAGUCGGCUUUCAAAAUAUGGAGACAGAAAUCUGGCAUGGAGCGAGGCCGAGUGCUGUUAGAAGCUGCUCGCAUUAUCAGAGAGCGCAGUGAAGAGAUUGCUACCAUGGAAACCAUAAACAAUGGAAAGUCUAUCUUUGAAGCUCGGGUAGAUGUGGAGAUCUCGUGGCAGACUCUUGAGUAUUAUGCCGGACUUGCUGGGACCAUGGCAGGUCAGCAUGUUCAGCUGCCUGGCGGAUCGUUUGGCUACACAAGGAGGGAACCCCUGGGAGUCUGUGUUGGAAUUGGUGCCUGGAAUUAUCCCUUCCAGAUCGCAUGCUGGAAAUGUGGCCCUGCCCUGGCUUGCGGUAAUGCGAUGGUGUACAAGCCCUCUCCCUUCACCCCAAUAACGGUGGUCCUGCUAGCGGAGAUCUUCAAAGAGGCCGGUGCUCCCCCAGGGCUAUUUAAUGUGGUGCAGGGGGGAGCAACCACAGGGGAGUUCCUCUGCAAACAUCCAGAUGUUGCCAAAGUCUCCUUUACUGGCAGUGUCCCUACAGGGUCCAAGAUCAUGGAGAUGGCCUCAAAAGGCAUUAAACCGGUAACCUUGGAGCUGGGGGGGAAGUCUCCACUUAUUAUCUUUUCUGACAGCAACCUUGAGAAUGCUGUGAACGGAGCUAUGAUGGCAAACUUCCUCUCUCAGGGACAGGUUUGCUGCAAUGGUACCCGCGUAUUUGUUGAGCGAAACAUCUUGGACAAGUUCACUGAAGAGGUGGUGAAACGGGCAAAGAAAAUCAAAAUUGGAGACCCUCUGUUGGAGAAUACUAGGAUGGGACCACUUAUCAACCGACCCCAUCUGGAGAAAGUCCUUGGUUUCCUGAAGUCUGCUCGGGAGCAGGGAGCUAAAGUCCUCUGUGGGGGUGAACUUCACACUCCAGAAGACGCUAAACUGAAAGGCGGGUUCUUCCUGUUGCCCACUGUACUGGGAGGUUGUAAAGAUGACAUGACCUGUGUUAAGGAUGAAAUAUUUGGCCCUGUGAUGUCCAUUCUGCCCUUCGAUACAGAGGAAGAGGUUUUGGAGAGAGCCAACAACACAACUUACGGUUUGGCAGGAGGUGUCUUCACCAGGGAUAUCCAGCGAGCGCACAGGGUAGUGGCUGCUCUGCAAGCCGGAAUGUGCUUUAUCAAUAACUACAACAUCAGCCCAGUGGAGCUGCCUUUUGGAGGCUACAAAAAAUCUGGUUUCGGACGAGAGAACGGGAAGAUUGCCAUCGAGUAUUACUCCCAGCUCAAGACUGUCUGUGUGGAGAUGGGGAACGUUGAGUCCGUGUUUUAGGUUCAAUGAAAGAUCUGUAGUUUUUCUUCUGCGCAAAUCCUUCUGAAUAUGCCUGAUGUCGUCAAACCUUUAUAUACAUUUUGUGUUCUCGCAUUCCUCAAGUGUUAAUUAAAAAAAUAUAUAAAUACAUUGGGCUCUGCAGUUUAAUAACCCAUCUCACCCGUGAUAUUUGGAUAAUUUUGUUCUUAAAGGAACAGCAAGCACUGUUUAAUUAAAGACGUUUCUAUAGAAUAACAUCAGACAAGUCUUAAAGCAACAUUAACCCCAAUUUUUUUUUUCUUUAAUGAUUUAGAAAGAGAAUGCAAUUUUAAACAACUUUCUAAUUUGCUUCAUUCUCUUGAUAUUUGCUGAAAAGCAUAUCUAGAUAGGCUCAGAAGCUGCUGAUUGUUGGCUGCACACAGAUGCCUCAUGUGAUUGGCUCACCCAUGUGCAUUGCUAUUUUUUAAACAAAGGAUAUCUAAAGAAUGAAGCAAAUUAGAUAAAUAGAAGUCCAUUGGAAUUUUGUUUAAAAUUGUAUUCUCUAUAUGAAUUAUGGAGGAAAAAAAUUGGGUUUAAUGUACUUUAAUAUUUUUAAAUCAAAUUAACUUUUUUUGUUUCUACUGUAAUUCUUUUUCAGUAGCCAAACUGCACCCACCGUUCCUUAUUUUGAGGAGCCAAUCAAGUCUUUAGUCAGCAGACAGGCUAGCCACUGUCAUAACAUACAUUUUGUCUAAUUGCUUUUAACAGGUAACGGCAAAUAAAUGCAUUUUGUACUGUUAGCCAUAAGUCAGCAAGGUGCAUUUCAAGUUCUGAGUAUUAGAAAUUGCAAAUUAAAUAAAGAAAAUAUAUUGCAAA
This is a messenger RNA of Bombina bombina (fire-bellied toad), 2533 nucleotides long. RefSeq names its product aldehyde dehydrogenase 9 family member A1 (gene ALDH9A1). The coding region runs from base 143 to 1699 and encodes 518 amino acids. The record is from RefSeq and is a predicted model, not a curated record. NCBI's taxonomy places the organism in Eukaryota, Metazoa, Chordata, Amphibia, Anura, Bombinatoridae. Gene Ontology annotation, molecular function: aminobutyraldehyde dehydrogenase (NAD+) activity; 4-trimethylammoniobutyraldehyde dehydrogenase (NAD+) activity. The transcript has 12 exons.